This is a messenger RNA of Talpa occidentalis (Iberian mole), 1975 nucleotides long. It is a transcript of the gene ZFP91, whose product is annotated as ZFP91 zinc finger protein, atypical E3 ubiquitin ligase. The record is from RefSeq and is a predicted model, not a curated record. NCBI's taxonomy places the organism in Eukaryota, Metazoa, Chordata, Mammalia, Eulipotyphla, Talpidae. Gene Ontology annotation, cellular component: nucleus. Bases 168 to 1880 code for a protein of 570 amino acids. The transcript is spliced from 11 exons. Gene Ontology annotation, biological process: regulation of transcription by RNA polymerase II.
GGGGGGGCGCCCUCGGAGCCGGGCGGAGGGGAGGGGGGAAAGGAGCGCAGAGUGAGAGUGAGCCGGACGCUCCGGGAGGUGAGGGGGGCGGGGGGAGCAGCGCCGCGGCCGCCGCCGCCUCCGCCUCCGCCGCCUGGGACGAGGGGGUGGGGGACGGACGAGCCCCGAUGCCGGGGGAGACGGAAGAGCCGAGACCCCCGGAGCAGCAGGACCAGGAAGGGGGAGAGGCGGCGGCGGCCAAGGCGACUCCGGAGGAGCCCCCCCCUCAGCCCCCGGCGGCCGCGGCGCCCGCGGGGACGACCAGCAGCCGCGUGCUGAGGGGCGGUCGGGACCGGGGCCGGGCCGCGGCGGCCGCCGCCGCCGCCGCCGUGUCCCGCCGGAGGAAGGCCGAGUACCCCCGCCGGCGGAGGAGCAGCCCCAGCGCCAGGCCGCCCGACGCCCCGGGGCCGCAGGCCCAGGCCGCGACGCCCCCGUCUCCAGCUCAGGGCAAGAAGAGCCCGCGCCUCCAAUGCGUGGAAAAAGUAACAACAGACAAAGAUCCCAAGGAAGAGAAAGAGGAAGAAGAUGAUUCUCCCCUCCCUCAGGAAGUCUCCGUCGCUUCCGCACGGCCCGGCAGAGGCUGGCGCAGCAGCAGCAGAACGUCUGUCUCUCGGCUCCGUGACGCAGAAAACACCCGAAGCUCAAGGUCCAGGACUGGUUCGUUGCAGCUCAUCUGCAAGUCGGAGCCAAACACAGAGCAGCUGGAUUGUGAUGUUGCAGAAGAACAUCAGUCUCCAGGUGGCAUUAGUGAUGAUGAGGAGGAAGAGGAGGAAGAGAUGUUAAUCAGUGAAGAGGAGAUACCAUUCAAAGAUGACCCAAGAGAUGAGACAUACAAACCCCAUUUAGAAAGGGAAACCCCGAAGCCACGGAGAAAAUCGGGGAAGGUGAAAGAAGAGAAAGAGAAGAAAGAGAUUAAAGUGGAAGUUGAGGUAGAAGUGAAAGAAGAAGAGAACGAAAUUAGGGAGGAUGAGGAACCUCCUAGGAAAAGAGGAAGAAGGCGAAAGGAUGACAAAAGUCCACGAUUACCUAAAAGGCGAAAAAAGCCUCCGAUCCAAUAUGUCCGUUGUGAGAUGGAAGGAUGUGGAACUGUCCUUGCUCACCCUCGCUACUUGCAGCACCACAUUAAAUAUCAACAUUUGCUGAAGAAAAAAUAUGUAUGUCCCCAUCCCUCCUGUGGGCGACUCUUCAGACUCCAAAAGCAGCUUUUACGACAUGCCAAACACCAUACAGAUCAAAGGGAUUAUAUCUGUGAAUAUUGUGCUCGAGCUUUCAAGAGCUCCCACAACCUGGCGGUGCACCGCAUGAUCCACACUGGCGAGAAGCCGCUCCAAUGCGAGAUCUGUGGAUUCACUUGUCGACAAAAGGCGUCCCUUAAUUGGCAUAUGAAGAAGCAUGAUGCAGACUCCUUCUACCAGUUCUCUUGCAAUAUCUGUGGCAAAAAAUUUGAGAAGAAGGACAGCGUGGUGGCGCACAAAGCAAAAAGCCACCCUGAGGUGCUGAUCGCUGAAGCUCUGGCUGCCAACGCAGGCGCCCUCAUCACCAGCACAGAUAUCUUGGGCACUAAUCCAGAGUCCCUGACGCAACCUGCAGAUGGUCAGGGCCUUCCUCUUCUUCCGGAGCCCCUGGGAAACUCCACCUCUGGAGAGUGCCUACUGCUGGAGGCUGAAGGAAUGUCGAAGUCAUACUGUAGUGGGACAGAGCGGGUGAGCCUGAUGGCUGAUGGGAAGAUCUUUGUGGGAAGUGGCAGCAGUGGGGGCACUGAAGGGCUGGUCAUGAACUCGGAUAUACUCGGUGCUACCACAGAGGUUCUGAUUGAAGAUUCAGACUCUACUGGACCUUAGUGGAAAGGAAGACUUUGGGCACUGGGACAGCUGAGACUUUGUAUUUAAAAGAUAAAAAAAAGGACAAAAAAAAUUUAAAGCAUUUAAAAAUCUAG